CACAUUAAAGAGAUACUUGUGGAUUUAGAUCAAAUCGUGACGGAAAUUUAGUUUCAUUUAGUUACGAUAUAAACAAACCCGAUUUAAGAAUUUAGGAGAAAGUGUUGGCAAAUAUAUAAUUUGUGAGAAAAUAUACAUAUAUGUGAAGAACACGCCUAAAAUGACUUAAAACAAGACAGAAGAUUUUUGGAUAUUUGAGUGAAAAUAAUAGAGGAACGAUCUUCUAUACCGUCGGCACGUUUUCCUUCACCGUCAUAAAACGUGGGCUUGUAGCAGGAACAAAUACUACUCCUUGCCAUGGAGAGUCCCGUUUUCCAACCGACGUUGCCUUUCAGGAUGUUGGUUUAGAUGGGGACAGGCAUAGUUAUAUAUCAAAUACAUAGAUAUAAUUUACUAACUUAGAAUAUCAUAAAUACAGAUCGUUCAACCUAGUGAAAACAAGAAAUAUCUUUAAAAAAGAUGGUCGGCGUGAUGUAACUGAAGCACAAGUUAUAUAUGGGCAGAAACCUGUAUUUUAAAUCUUUUGGCAAUGUUGAAAGGGGCCUCUGUGAAGUUUUGUAUAAAUGAGGACAGUAGUUCUGAAGAAGACUGUGUUUAGAAAUUGUGGAGGGACAUACGACGGACACCAAACAAUCACAAAAGCUCACUUUGAGCCUUUGGUGCUUAAAAGAUGGUAACAGCCAAUACCAAUUUAUGGACAGAGAAGUCAGUUAAGCACAGCUGGAACAGAUAUGCCUUCAGCACAGGCGCAAAUUCCUGCGAGCAGUCACGAAAACCAUUUAAUGCUCGCAAAGCAUAUCAAUUUGAUAUCACAAAUGGGACGUUUGAAAGCUCUUGGCGAAUAUCAGCUGAACCACGCCAGGCAUCCAGGGAAUAUAGCUCCAGCUCAUAUACUCCACGAUGCAAACAAAUUCGGUGUCAAAAAUCUAGCAAUGGUGGGUAAUAUUGGACAAAGUCAGGCGAUGCUCCAUUCAAAGGUGCAAAAUUUGCAACAGCCGAAGUUGUUUGAUUUUGACGUUACAAAAACACAUUCUGACGUUAAUCUAGCACCACAUGUAAAUCACGUGAAUUCUAAUCACGCGGUAAUUGAUAGAAUGACAGUUCCAGUGAUAGUAUCGUGUGCAAAUCCGUUUACGUCACAAUAUGGCUACGGCCGAAAAGUGUUUCCGUGUCCGCAAUGUCGUUAUACCACUGAUAGAAGAAACAACCUGAAGAGACACAUGCUCACAAUGCACCAGACAUGCGCAAAGACUCUCGAAUGUUGUGGAAUAGUGUUUGCUACAAAAGCUUCCUUGAGGGAACAUGCAAUGAUCUUUCAUUACCAUGGUUACACCUGUUUCUACUGCGGGCGAAGGUUUUGUCGUAAAGCUUUACUCAAACGGCAUCUUUCGGUGCACAAUGGUCAGAAGGAUUUCGUUUGCCCGGUGUGUGAUUACGCCACAAGUCAUAAAAGUAAUUUAGAAAGACAUAGAAAGGUUCACUGUAGACCGGAAGACAGGAAGCCGGGCGAAUUGGAUUGUGGGGAGGAAGACGAAGUAACGUGGAGGUCAGAAGAUCACGGAACUGAUGAUAACAAUAACCAAAACAUUCUAAGUAGUUCCGAUGAUGAAAGCGAAGAAAUAAAUGUAGAUUCCGAUUGAAGUGUGCCAGUAACAAGCGAAAAUAUAACUUCCGGUUCUUUAAACUUACUGUGAUGUGAUAUAAAUAAAAAUGCUUUUACUAAGCAGAGAAUGGUAAAGGGAAGAAGUGAUUUUUUUUCUUAAUAAUUUGUUAUAUAAGUGUUGUUUAGAUAAAUUUGACAUUAAUCUUUAUAAAAACACUAAAUACACACACUUGUUCUUAUAACUGACAACAAACAUGUUUUUGGUCUGUUUCACAAAAAAGUAUCAUGACUAUGCGUCUCGCAGACAUCAUUGAAAGAAAGAUGCAUCAAAACUGCGCAUUAAGAUUCAUACAUAUGUUGAUAUUUUAUAUGUAUUUAAUAAAUUAAUACUAGAUUCCUUCUAUUUUGCAACAAAUUAACGCUUUGAACAUUCCUUUUAGUCUUUAUGUAUUGUACGAAGGCUACGAUAGUGAUUUAUGGAAAAGUACUACAUAGGACCCAGUGGGUCAUUUUUACAUUUACUAAAGAAUGAAAGUACACAUACUUCCUGAAUUUUGAAAUACUUGACAUAAGCCUUUGCACUAGAACUCUUUCAAUUUAUCAUGUAAUCAUUUGCCUGCUCAAGAAUAAAAAAUGUAUAAAUGGUAUCCAUAAAAGCUCAGAUGGAAAUAUAUUUUAAGCCAAUAAUAGAACUUAUGAAAAGUUGUGGUACAGACCCCGUCGUUUUUUUUUUUUUUUUUUUUUUGUUUUUUUUUUUACAAAUAUACUGUGUGUAUAGCAACAGCGAUUUGUGCUUUUUAUUGUUUCGUGUAAAUUUAUGUUACACUGGGUAUAACGUAAGAUUAUAUACAUUUAAUAUAUAUUACAGUAGUUUAAAAAAAAAAAUAUUAUCUCCAACUUUCCAUCUGCAACCUGCUGUUCUCUGAAAUUUGUUGUUUUUUAUAGAGAAAUUAAAAAUUUACAAAAUAGGAAUUACAUUCAUAUAUUAAUUCUGUCCUCUUAUAUGUUGAAUAAUAAAAGUAUUAUAUAUCGUU
Messenger RNA from Mercenaria mercenaria, 2637 nucleotides. RefSeq names its product zinc finger protein 543-like. Bases 732 to 1640 code for a protein of 302 amino acids. The transcript is spliced from 3 exons. The record is from RefSeq and is a predicted model, not a curated record. Lineage: Eukaryota; Metazoa; Mollusca; Bivalvia; Venerida; Veneridae. Gene Ontology annotation, biological process: regulation of DNA-templated transcription. Gene Ontology annotation, molecular function: DNA-binding transcription factor activity, RNA polymerase II-specific; RNA polymerase II cis-regulatory region sequence-specific DNA binding.